This is a messenger RNA of Arthroderma uncinatum, 606 nucleotides long. RefSeq names its product 40S ribosomal protein S8. Gene Ontology annotation, biological process: maturation of SSU-rRNA from tricistronic rRNA transcript (SSU-rRNA, 5.8S rRNA, LSU-rRNA); translation. The coding region runs from base 1 to 606 and encodes 201 amino acids. Gene Ontology annotation, cellular component: ribosome; cytosolic small ribosomal subunit. Gene Ontology annotation, molecular function: structural constituent of ribosome. Lineage: Eukaryota; Fungi; Ascomycota; Eurotiomycetes; Onygenales; Arthrodermataceae. The transcript is spliced from 2 exons. The record is from RefSeq and is a predicted model, not a curated record.
AUGGGUAUCUCACGAGACUCCCGCCACAAGCGUUCGGCCACCGGUGCUAAGAGAGCUUACUAUCGCAAGAAGAGAGCUUUCGAGAAGGGUCGUCAGGCAGCUACCACCCGUAUCGGCCCCAAGCGCAUCCACACCGUCCGCGUUCGUGGUGGUAACCAGAAAUUCCGUGCCCUUCGUCUCGAAUCCGGUAACUUCUCCUGGGGCUCCGAAGGCCUCUCCCGCAAAGUCCGUGUGAUUGCUGUCUCCUACCAUCCUUCCAACAACGAACUCGUCCGUACCAACACCCUCACCAAAUCUGCCGUCGUCCAAGUCGAUGCUGCUCCAUUCCGACAAUGGUACGAGGCACACUACGGUCAAUCCCUCGGCCGACGACGCCAGCAAAAGGCCGCCGCCGACACCGAGGAUAAGAAGAGCAACAGCGUCGCCAAGAAGCAGGCUGCUCGUCUCGCCGUAAUGGGCAAGGUUGACCCUGCUCUCGAGAAGCAGUUCGAAGCCGGUCGAUUGUACGCUGUCGUUUCGUCCAGACCUGGCCAGAGUGGACGAGUGGACGGUUACAUCUUGGAAGGGGAGGAACUUGCUUUCUACCAGCGCGCUAUCCGAAAGUAA